CAUAAAGCUAAAGAGUACUAAAGACGUUAUAUAACUACACAAACUGUUCACAUUGAGAAAGUCAAGCCACGAAAAUACUGCUUGACUGUGAGUCCGACAGACUAAAAUUUAUACAACACUAGUAGAUUCUAGUCAAGUUAGAUCUACUAUGACUAUGUCUAUGAUGGCGCUGACUGAUUUAUUUAUUGUUCUCAUUGCUAUUGUGGAGCUAAGCAGAGGCGCUUUUGGGAUGCCGUUGCAUGCUUCAUGCAAAAUUGAUUGGUACUUUGGCCUGGGUUGUCCAGAGACAAGCAAAAAAAUUAUUGAUCAGAUAGAUUUAUGGAAAGGUAAUGACUGCGGCACAGGUGAAAAGUGCAAAUACAAAUUUAUCAGCUUUGAUAAUUCAGUGUUAAAAGCUACACACACAACUCCAGUGAAGAACUAUGUUGAUGACCUAACAUUUGUUUUCAACUCCAAUAGUACAACAAGCUGUGUUGUUAAUGGCUUCAGCACCUCAGAGACUUGGUAUGCAGUUCUAGAUUAUGGUACCAACUACUGCAAUCUACACAACUUGAUUACUGGCUCUGGACUAGAUCUGACAGCAAAUUAUAAGGAAGCAACAGACAAUGGGAGAUGUACUCAGUAUUCCUCUGCCAAUUGUGACAAAUAUUAAGUUUUGCUGCAAAACAUUUUGCAUUGCUAUAAUUAUGCUGAUCUGCUCAGACACUGAGAAUUUUUUUUUUAAAUAUUUCCUUUUUUUAUUCUGACUUUUUUUGCACUUUAAUAUACUGUUUAGAGAAUUUUUUCAGUUCAAUAAAACUUUAAAAGA
Messenger RNA from Physella acuta, 808 nucleotides. RefSeq lists its product as uncharacterized. The record is from RefSeq and is a predicted model, not a curated record. NCBI's taxonomy places the organism in Eukaryota, Metazoa, Mollusca, Gastropoda, Physidae.